CCGUGCGAUAACUUUGACUUCAGCAUUUUCUUCUUCGCCGCACUCGGACGUUGUUGGCAUAUAUUCCACAACAUUGCUCAGAUCGGGUUGAAAAUGCGUGUCAUCGGAGACGAACUCCAUGUGAAAGUCGUCAAACUGCUGUUGCUGAGCGAAUUCCUCGUCGGACCAGUUUGUCUGGACCAUGUCGAAUAGAGGUUGGAGGACUCCCAAAGAGUGGAGGAUUGGAAGUGCGGGUUGCUGUUGCGGGCCCACUUCAUCGUGAGAACUUUCACUCUGCGUGUUGCUGCUGCUUGUGGACGCGGAGGUGGAGAUGCUGUCGUCAGUGUCACUGCUUUUCGUGGUCUCAUCACUUCCGUCCGAGUCGGUACAAAUGCUUUCUCUUGGAUCGGAGUUGGCUUUCACCGAGUCGUGGCUUCCUGUACGAGAAGUGGGAUCAUUGCGUGACAUUUUGCGAAAUUAGUGAGUCUUGUCAUAUAAAAUAGACACGUAUUGCGAAUUUUGGCACCAAAUAUUUCGCUAAAAUUAUUAUUCAUGCGUUCCCUACGUUACGAUCCGUUCACACAAAAUUUUAAAAGCAGACGAGACAAGGUGGAAAAAAAAGUUGAAAAAGUUCAACAAUUCUCAUCAAGUGCUCCUCAAAAAAUUAUAAAUCGAACCACACACAAAGUAACAACAAAGUUUAAAUUCUACUAAAUGGGGCAAACCCUGCCUACAAUGGACAAUCUGGCCGCUGGUGAUGGUGAACUCUUCGUUCAAGAACUACGAGUACUAGGAGACCAAGGCGCUGGUGCUGGCGACCUCCUCUUUGGCGGACAAGGGGACGAUAACGCUGCUGCUGGUGAGCUCCUCCUCGUUCAAGGACAAGGAGACGAAAACGCUGCUGCUGACAACCGCCUCCUUGACGGACAAGGAGACGCUCCUCCUGCUACGGAGGUCACCCACGUCCCUCUCUUCGAGCACAGAUCCUUCGCGGACAACUACGUCGUCGCCUCGUGUAUUCUAUCUCACUUGGCAGAUGUUGAGGUCAGGGGUCUUCGAAGCGUUUGCAAGACUUGGGCUGCUGCCGGUGGCGUGAUCCUGUCCCGACGGAACGGUGGCAACAAACGAGCCUACCUCACCUUCGAGCGAGAACGCGACGCCAAACGGAAGAUCGGUCGGCUGAACAAGCUUCUCGCUCGGACGACCACGCCCCGCUACCUGCUUCCCGCUAACUACGCCGCCAUGGGCAUUUCGACCACCUGCAUGCGGAGCAAGACCGAUGUUCGGGCCACUCCGACGUUCCAAUUGUUUCUGGAACGGUACGGCAAGUAUGUGAAGAGCGUCGAAUUUCACAGGACUUCUGCGCGACCGGAUGACAAUUUGAUGUUUGAUGACCUGAAAACUAUUCUGCAGACUUGCGAAAAUCUGACAGAUUUCGCCUUCCUGCCGUACAAGGCGACGUUUACGUUUGUGAAUCGAGGGCCGCAUCAUCAACAACAACAACUGCGAGAACAAAUGGUAACCACCUUUCGUCAAAACUUGGUCUGGACUCCGAUCCGAGCUGCGAUUUCACUCUCGGUGGCUAUGGGACCCUUGAAGAUAACCACGUUGAUUCUGCAUAUCUGUCACCCUCGACAUCUCGCGGUGCUUAUCACGUUGUGCCCAAACCUGAAGGACCUCGCCUUUCUCGCACCCAAUGUGGAAACGCGCACUUCUGCACAAGUUUUGGCAGACUGGGAGGGAUUUCAGGAUGCGGUGAACGAGAUUGGGGGAAUUAAUACCAUUGAAUCGCUAACUCUUCAAGAGUGGGAUCUCGUUCCCAAUGUGGAAAUGAAAAACCUCCAGACUAUCAAGCUGUCCAUGCGGAGAGGUAUUUCCACCCUUCCCGUGUCUCAGAAGAUCUCCUACUUGACCAUUUAUCCUCAAGUCCGAAAUGUUGAUCUCUACUUGUACCAACCACGCCCAUCUCUGGCCGAGAACGGUGCCAUCCACCGCUUUAUUAAUCGAUUUCCUGGGAUGACCACGCUCCUCGUGGACAUCAAGCCAAGUCCUGGCGUCGUUGCGGACUGGACUCCUUUUCAGCAGCAAGAGCACCUUCACGCCAUCGCCAACGGCCAUCUCUUCAAUCCGGUCGAGUGUGCCAUCAACUACAACGUGAAGAAUUUGUUCAUCUUGAAUCUUCAACUGUUCGAAUUCCACGUUCAUCCCCCGUCGUCCCAGAGUGGAAACCUCUCUCUAACUUUACCAAAAUGUGCCCGAACGUGGAAAAUCUCGCAAUUUCUUUCAAAGGCGCACCCAGAUAUUUUGCAGGACAGGUCACCCUGCCGUACAAAUUGGACGAGAUCUUCAAAGUUGCUCAAGAAUGGAGGAAAUUGAAGGCGGUGGCAGUGUCAAAACCAGCGUUUCGAUGUCCAGAAAUUCUGCUUGCGUUUAGCCGAAUUGGUCUUAUGAACAACAUCCACGACUUGACCCUACACCAGAGCGCUGCGAAAAGCACUUACAAUAGGUACGGGUUACACGGAGAUGAAAAGCGAAUCGACCAGACUCUCCUUCCAGCCGUUAUUACGACCGGGUCUCGGCUCCAGUCCUUCAAGAUGAGUGGUUUCGAAGAGAUCACGGAGACCGUCCAACAACCGCACCACCAGCACCAGCAGGCAACUCCCAACUUUUUGGAGAGGGAGGCGCCCUUCUUGGGAAACGUGUCGUUGGAGAAAUUUGAAUUCAAUCAACCGUUUCAGACGGGAAUCACGUUGUCGAAGGAUCUUCAAAUAAAACUUAUCUAAACAAUUUUACGUACUGGAAGAAAAAUUUGAUACAUUUAAUUUUGUGCCGAAAUUGAAUUAAUUGGAUGGUUGAGAUGAUAAAUUGGAAAAUAAUAAAU
This is a messenger RNA of Folsomia candida, 2860 nucleotides long. RefSeq lists its product as uncharacterized. The transcript is spliced from 8 exons. Bases 694 to 2355 code for a protein of 553 amino acids. Lineage: Eukaryota; Metazoa; Arthropoda; Collembola; Entomobryomorpha; Isotomidae. The record is from RefSeq and is a predicted model, not a curated record.